GCCAGGGUUCCUGGGCAGCCACAGUCAUGGCGGCGACCGCCCCCAGGGCUGGGGGCUCCGCACCUGAGGCGGCGGCUUCCCCCGACCCUCCGCUGCAGUACAGCCUUCUUCUGCAGUACUUGGUGGGCGACAAGCGUCAGCCCCGACUCCUGGAGCCUGGGAGCCUGGGCGGGAUCCCGAGUCCAGCCAAGAGUGAGGAGCAGAAGAUGAUCGAGAGGGCGAUGGAAAGCUGUGCCUUCAAGGCUGCGCUGGCCUGCGUGGGAGGAUUUGUCUUGGGAGGUGCAUUUGGGGUGUUCACCGCUGGCAUUGAUACCAACGUCGGCUUUGACCCCAAGGAUCCUUACCGCACGCCGACGGCCAGAGAAGUCCUUAAAGACAUGGGCCAGAGAGGAAUGUCCUAUGCCAAAAAUUUUGCCAUUGUGGGCGCCAUGUUUUCUUGCACUGAAUGUUUAGUAGAAUCUUACCGGGGAAAAUCAGAUUGGAAGAACAGUGUCAUUAGUGGCUGCAUCACUGGAGGAGCCAUUGGUUUCAGAGCUGGCUUGAAGGCUGGGGUCAUCGGCUGUGGAGGGUUUGCUGCUUUCUCCGCUGCGAUUGACUAUUACCUACGGUGAGGACACUGGUGUCCGGCAAGGACGAUGGCAGCCCAGGAUCAAGGCUGCUCUGUGGAGGGCAGCUUCUGUACCACUCCAGGGCACUUGCUGCAGAGACUGAAGACAUUUGUUUUCUCUCCCGUAGUUGGUGUCGUGAGGGAGCUGCCUGGCUGCAGUCGGCUACCUCUGAGCAGCCACGCUCUCUGCACCUGGACUCGAGCCAGGCUGUGCGGGGUAGAUGCCAUGCCAGAUUCUCUCUUUUGGGCAGUCAAGGAGUCAGUGUGCUGACCUGUAGGAACUGAGUCCCACAAAGGGGCAGCCCCGCAGCCUGUGGUGCUGUGGGGAUGGAGGGGACUUGACCCAUGCCUGCAGGCAUCCAUCUCAGACCUCAGGGCAGGGCCGAGCGGAGCCAUGCCGUCCGGCCGGUCAUGUCAUUUUGUUCAGUGUUCUGCUAUCCUUGUUAUAUAGAUAUAUGUGUGUAUG
Budorcas taxicolor (takin) is the source of this 1073-nucleotide messenger RNA. RefSeq names its product translocase of inner mitochondrial membrane 22 (gene TIMM22). The record is from RefSeq and is a predicted model, not a curated record. Lineage: Eukaryota; Metazoa; Chordata; Mammalia; Artiodactyla; Bovidae. Bases 27 to 611 code for a protein of 194 amino acids. Gene Ontology annotation, biological process: protein insertion into mitochondrial inner membrane. Gene Ontology annotation, molecular function: transmembrane protein transporter activity. Gene Ontology annotation, cellular component: TIM22 mitochondrial import inner membrane insertion complex. The transcript is spliced from 4 exons.